Sceloporus undulatus (fence lizard) is the source of this 3330-nucleotide messenger RNA. It is a transcript of the gene NRSN1, whose product is annotated as neurensin 1. The record is from RefSeq and is a predicted model, not a curated record. Bases 150 to 740 code for a protein of 196 amino acids. Gene Ontology annotation, cellular component: neuronal cell body; neuron projection; transport vesicle. Gene Ontology annotation, biological process: nervous system development. Lineage: Eukaryota; Metazoa; Chordata; Lepidosauria; Squamata; Phrynosomatidae. The transcript has 3 exons.
GCCCAGGAGGGGGGGCUGUCAUCUGGGGCUGGAGCCGAGCAAAGCAGAGCCGAGAUGAUAGGCACCGCGUGAGAGAUCUGCAGCUCCCCGGCUGCAUUUGCUCACCGGUCAGCAAGGAGGAGGAGGAAGGUCAGGACCAGGUAAGAAGGAUGAGUGCUUAUGCUGACAUCUCUGCAUCCAAGCAGGCACUACGGGGGACCCCAGACAAUGUUUACCAGCGCUAUGGAGUUCGCUCUUACCUGCAUCAGUUUUAUGAGGACUGCACAGCAUCCAUCUGGGAGUAUGAUGAUGAUUUUCAGAUCCAGAGAUCACCCAGCAGGUGGAGCUCUGCAUUCUGGAAGGUUGGACUCAUCUCGGGAACAGUGUUUAUGCUGACAGGGAUCAUAGUUCUUAUAGCAGGUUUCCUAGUAUCCCCUAAAAUUGAAGCUCUUGGAGUAGAAAAUUUUGUGGUGGUGGAUACACAUGCUGUUCAGUUUAACAGAGCCCUUGACGUGUGCAAGUUGGCAGGAGCAGUAUUAUUUUGCAUUGGGGGAACCAUGAUGGCAGCUUGCUUGCUUAUGUCCGCUUUUGCUAAAAGCUACUCCAAAGAAGAAAUGUACCUGCAGCAAAAAUUUAAAGAGAGAAUAGCUGACAUAAAAGCCCAUGCUCACCCAGUCACAAAAGCCCCAGCACCAGGAGAAUCCAAAAUACCUGUCACAUUGUCCAAAAUUCAAAAUGUCCAGCCAUUAUCUGAGACCUGAUGUUUUCUCCCAUCUUGUGAAUUUGUAAAAGUUGGCUUUGGCUAACAAGUGCAUCUGUCUUAGCAGUGCAGCAUCACUGCAUUCUAAACCCAGUAGGAAAAAGAAGCAGUUUGGAGGGGAAAUCUGAUGAGAGUAUAGAAGAGGCAAGAAGGUGAAGGCUCAGCCAUUAGUGGUUUGAAUAGAGCAUUGAAAUAUGAGGUGUGUGUGUGUGUGGUUGUAUGUCUGUUUAAAAGUGCAUUGAUCUCUUCUGAACCACAAGACUUUGCAGAACACAAUACAGUCUCCCCCACACCUUGCUUUAUUGUCGUUAUGUUAGCCACAUCCGCUUGUUAUAAUAAUACAGAAUUCUAAAGAUUUCCGAUUAUUGUGAAUGAGUCAGUGUAGUUCUGUAUGCUGCUUGAUCAAUCUUGUUUGGCUCAUCCCUUAAUGGGAAAGACUAAACAGGCUGUGCAUCCUCUGACAUAUGAUCCAGAAAUCUAUUUCUCUCUCUGACAAAGAAGAGUCAUAAACCAUAGCUAGUUCUUGGCUUAUGAUUCUGGCUUCUUGAGAGAGAGGCAACCGAGCCUCCCUGAUUCAUGUGCCAUGAUAAAUCACAGUUUGAAGGCACAGGGUUUGUUUUGCCAGUCUCAUUUGCAGCAAGAGUCAUCAGAUACCAGCAUGCUGCUUAUAAAUGAAAGCCAAGGAAUUAGUGGAGUGCUGGCUUGGAGUUAUAUGUAAACUGGGCCACUUUGUUGUUUCCAGAUCAGUGAUAUAUUUAAAUCUGUUUUUACUGUAGACAAUGUGAUUUAGGCUCUAUUAUCAGUGAGUUAUUCAGAAAUAAUAGCCAAGUUCUACAAAGUGAUGCAAGUAGUAGUAAAUUUAUUUGAAAUUUCCAUCACAUCUGUUUGUCCUGUGAGUGAGGAAGGCUCCACUAUAAACCAAAAGGCAGGUGUCUUGUCCAGCAGCCCAGAUUGGUGUGGUGCAAUGUAAAAGAGACCACCAGUUGAACAUAAUUUUCCCUCAUGAUCAUGCAGCUUUAUUAGUUUACUACCAGUGCUUCUCACCUCUCUGUCUGUUUAGUUCAUGCUAAAUGGUAAAUUGUCAACUCAGUCAUGCUAUCCAGCUGUUCUUGUCAUCAAAAAAGGAAGGAAGGAAGGAACAACAAACACAAAACUUCCUUUGGAUUUAAAGUAACCAGAAUUCCACACAUUUCUAUAGCAUCCUGAGUGUAUUAUUCCUGUAAUCAUUGUAAAAUGUUCUUUUCUAUACUGUAUUAUGCUGUAAUGAAAAAUGACCUGUUCUAAGCUCAAUAUAUAAUGCCGAGGCCCUCACUGCCUUAUUUUACAUUUUACUUCCAAAGUGUUUUUUUUUUAAAGUGUGGGAAGUGAUAUUUUGAAAGGUGUCACUCAAUUAUGGUGGUGAUUAUUUUAGAAGGAAAUGAAAGCUAGUUUAACCCAGAUACAAUUCUAAACUUAAAUCUUUAUUAGAAAAAAUGUGACAGGUGUUUUGUUGUAGAUGGGUAUAUUUGAAUUGGUAAGGGAUAAGGAUAAUAAAAUCCCCAUAUUGUGCCUUGUGUGCACUGUGUCAUGUGUGCAGACCUUAAUGAAUUGUACACAGCACUCCCAGGCCCAUAUAGGCAACUACUCUGUUUAUGCCCCUUGGAAGAGAAAAUGUACACAACAAAUGAAAUACAUGCACAGAUCUGAUGCCUUCAUUGAAGAACUAAAGCCUUCAGAUCUACCACAAAUGUCUAGAUUGGGACUUACUUAAAUCAGAAUGUGCAAAGUGUGUGGCCAGUCAAUAAGACAGAAAAAAAUAUAUCAAUGAGGAAGAACACAUAAACUACUAUUGUAAGUAGAGAAAUCCCCUCUCCUCUCCUAUUGUGUUAUUUGAGUGCAGAAUACUUUUAGCACUUUGAAGUCAGUUUACAAAAAUGUAAGUAAGCCAAAGAUGAAGCGGAAAGUGGGAAGAAGAGAGAGCUGGGACAUUUUAAAUGCAGCUAAGAAAAUAGAAUGACAGAAGAUUAACUGGGGCUGUCCUUGCUAAAUCAGGACAGUUGGAGAGUAUGAAACUGGACCUAUGGUACAUACUAUUCUGCCCUCCAAGACAAAAGAAAGUCCAGGCACUGCCACCAGUAUCUGCUGUCUGAGGUGGCUACCUCAGUCUGUCUGAUGAUAGAGCUGGCCCUGUGUGUACUUAGAAAGCACCUCUCUCCUAAUUCUUGCCCAGGCCUCAUUAACUGUUGUAAGUCUAUUACAGGAAAAUAAUCUUGGUAGACCACGUCUGUUUUUCAACAUGUAAUAUUCUUCCUUAAACUCAGCUGUCUGACCUUGAAAGAAACUAUCAGAUGUUACACUUCUAUUUUUCUAGAUAAUAGAGAAAGCUUAUCCUUAAUCAGAGUACAGCUAUGUAAAUGCUUACGUACAGAUUUGUCCUUUCACUAAAGGUAUAAAUUGUCUUUGUCUCAAAAGACACACUUAUCCUUAACCUUUUAAUCUAUAGAUCUAAAACAAAAUGGUAUAAAAAAAUUAAAAUGUGAACCUUGUAUUCUUCAACAAUAUGUACCCAGUGUCUGUCUCCUUUUUUUAAAGGGUUCGAUUAAAUUCUUAAG